Molecule: messenger RNA, 525 nt
Organism: Nomascus leucogenys (northern white-cheeked gibbon)
Lineage: Eukaryota; Metazoa; Chordata; Mammalia; Primates; Hylobatidae
Product: keratin-associated protein 4-2
Exons: 1
Coding region: 1-525 (174 amino acids)
Cellular component (GO): keratin filament
Source: RefSeq, a predicted model, not a curated record
AUGGUCAACUCCUGUUGUGGCUCUGUGUGCUCUGACCAGGGCUGUGGCCUAGAGAACUGCUGCCGCCCCAGCUGCUGCCAGACCACCUGCUGCAGGACCACCUGCUGCCGCCCCAGCUGCUGUGUGUCCAGCUGCUGCAGACCCCAGUGCUGCCAGUCUGUGUGCUGCCGGCCCACCUGCUGCAGACCCCAGUGCUGCCAGACCACCUGCUGCAGGACAACCUGCUGCCGCCCCAGCUGCUGUGUGUCCAGCUGCUGCAGACCCCAGUGCUGCCAGUCUGUGUGCUGCCGGCCCACCUGCUGCAGACCCCAGUGCUGCCAGACCACCUGCUGCAGGACAACCUGCUGCCGCCCCAGCUGCUGUGUGUCCAGCUGCUGCAGACCCCAGUGCUGCCAGUCUGUGUGCUGCCAGCCCACAUGUUGCAGAUCACAGUGCUGCCAGACUACGUGCUAUAGGACCUACUGCCGCCCCAGCUGCUGCAGGCCCCAGUGCUGCCAGUCUGUGUGCUGCCAGCCCACCUGCUGA